Owenia fusiformis is the source of this 830-nucleotide messenger RNA. Lineage: Eukaryota; Metazoa; Annelida; Polychaeta; Sabellida; Oweniidae. The record is from the annotation of a GenBank genome assembly.
GGAGUAUAUUCAUCGAAAAUGUGACUCCACCUUGGUUGGGAUCGAACCAUCAACCUACCGAUUACAUGUAGAGAUAUCGUCGAAGGGUCAAUUUCUCCUGCCCAUAUGAGAGAGUGUUCUCGGCAUGGAAUUGAAGGAUCGUCGACACAUUGCAUCUGCUCAGAUGACAUCAACAAAGGGCCAAAUAUUUGCAGACUUGUGCAAGCGGUUGGCUUGUAUGAUGAGGCGAGGAUAUCCGACGAAGCUUUCACCGCAAGUUCGGCGAAGAAUGAAAGAUUUAAGAGAACCUUCGACGCACGUCUUAACGGCCCUGGCGCUUGGGUGAGCGAUAACUUGAACUCUUGUGACAUACAAUGGCUGCAAAUAGACCUUUCUGUCCUCCAUAUUCUUCAUCGCAUCGGCACUCAGGGUUGUAAAUCGUGCACACAGGAAAAAUGGGUAUCAAAAUACGUCGUUCGCCAUUCUAGAGAUGGCAACUAUUGGUGUUUCUUCGAAAACUAUGGGGCUAGGAACAAAGAAAAGGUAUUCGAUGGUAACUUCGAUACAGACUCGAUUGUACGCAACGAUUUUCGCCCUCCCCUCGUUGCCCGAAUGAUACGUAUAUAUCCCAUAGUUCCGUAUGAUGCUUCAGGAAAGUACAGGAGUGCGCUGAGGGUAGAGUUGUACGGCUGUAAGCAAAUGCCUGUCGGGAAACAAGCUCCACCGAGAAGUGUUUCACCAUUUUCCUAACUGGAUUCCAACUUGCACAUAAUCUGAAGACGUUUGGAUUGUUGAAUGUUUGAUGGAAUUACAUUACUCGUUAUAUUGUAUGCAUUCUAGCCAGAGAAAAU